AUGGUUUCGCGCACAAGUAUUCCAGAUGGAUUCCCAUCGGUGGAGGUGGAAGUUGGUAACUCUUCCAAGAGGAGUACAACAAGCAUACCAUCCGGUAACAACACAUUUCUUCCGCCUCCGCCAUUCACAUUUCCUCCACAACCUUUCAGCCAAAUCAAAAUCGUGCCCUCUAAUUCAAUGAGACAAUCUGGUCUAAAGGCAACUGAAAUUGCUCUUCUCCGCAAGAAGCAAGAGCGAUUAACAUCCACAGAAACAACUACUCUUGACGCUCUGAGCACUUUGCCGAAUCAAGCCAAUCUCCAGAAUGCUCUAUCUGCGACCCUAAUCUUCGCUCAGUACGAAGCUGGGACAGCGGUGUGCAUUGACAGAGCAGGCUGGCUCUUAACCUGUGCACACUGCUUCGGCGAUGACGGUCAAGAAUACAAGAAAUUGAACAAGAAGAAAUGGCUGCUGUUCCACAACGGUCUAGCAGUGCAAGCUGAGUGCAAAGUCUGGGAUCCUAAGCGCGAUUUAGCUCUGCUUCAGAUAAUAGCCAUCGAGUCAGACAAAGCAGAGUCUGACACCCUGACAACCUUCCCAUUCGUCAAUUUAUCCACGAGUGUCCCAAGACCAAGAAUGCCUAUCUUUUGUAUCGGACAACCUGGUAGUGAUGAUCUGGAGUCAGCGUCUGCGCGAAAGACGAACUACAACCUCAUGGAAGUAUCAGAAGGCAAAUUUCUCGGCAUGGUGCCAAAUGCCGACCCCCAAGACAAUUCAGAGAUCGGCACUUUGAAGCAUGACGCUUGGACGUAUUGGGGACACUCUGGUGCUCCUCUCCUGUCUGCAAAAGAUGGUACUCUGAUCGGUCUACACUCAUCGUGGGAUGACCAGAGUGCAACUCGACAUGGGGUACCACAAGUGGCAAUUCAAGAGUUUCUUCAGAAGGAAGUCCCGGCUGCGAUGAGAUCCCACAUGUCGAUUGAUCUAGGUGGCGAUUGA
This is a messenger RNA of Mollisia scopiformis, 978 nucleotides long. RefSeq names its product trypsin-like serine protease. The record is from RefSeq and is a predicted model, not a curated record. The coding region runs from base 1 to 978 and encodes 325 amino acids. The transcript has a single exon. NCBI's taxonomy places the organism in Eukaryota, Fungi, Ascomycota, Leotiomycetes, Helotiales, Mollisiaceae.